Didymodactylos carnosus is the source of this 1216-nucleotide messenger RNA. The record is from the annotation of a GenBank genome assembly. Lineage: Eukaryota; Metazoa; Rotifera; Eurotatoria; Philodinida; Philodinidae.
AUGGCAUCUGCUUGUGCUACACAGCGACCUAGGACUGUACGAACCGUGUACACACCUACACAGCACGUACCACCACCUUCACACUAUUUGCUAUAUUUUAAUGAAACGGAAUCGUACAUGAUUUCAGCAAAGACAAGUAUUAAGCGUAUUGUGGAAGAUACAGCUACAGUCAUAAUUAAAAAAAAACAAAUUGAAGCGAAGAUUGUUACAAAGGGUAUAUUUGGAAUUUUUACAUCUGAUUCGAAUCCUUUUGCGUCUUUUAUUUUCUUCGUUGAAGGCACAUUUGGACUUUGUAUGGCCGAACAGACACGUUUGACGAGAGCAUCACAGUCGCAGUCGUCUCCGGAAGAAGAAGACGAAGAAGAUCCAGUCGAGGAAACUGAAGUAGAAGAGACGGAGAAUGAACAGCUAGAUGAAUUUAAUAUGUCAACGCGUCGUCAAAAUGAAACUUCUUCGUUACGUGGACCCGUUCGUCCAGUAAGUCAAGCAAUGAGAGAUAAUGGUUAUCGUCGUCCAUUAGAAGAUCUUUCAAAUCAUACACGUACACAGCGUUCACGAUCUCCAGUCGAUCGAGGUACGUUAAUUAAUGAAGAUGAAGAAGAAUUUAGUGAAAGACGAAAUGAAUUUGAAAUUCAAGAGACAUCAGGUGCUGCUUUUGCACGUUUUUACUCAGCUCUGGAUAUGCACACUGGAAUAAUGGCCCGAAAAAUCGAUCAACGAUUCAUAGAUUUAUCAAAAAAGAUAGAUAAAUGGGCUAAAAUGAAUGGAACAACGAACAGAGAACUAGACGCAUAUCAAGAUGGAAGUCAAACUCAACGUCCAUCUGAAAUGAAUUAUGAGAAUGAAAAUCUGUUGGAUAUUGCUGGCACAAGUUACGGUGAUUAUGCCAGAAAGUUAAUGAAAAAACUAUUUACAGAAGAGGAAUUAAAAAGUCGUAUUUUACCGCCGGCCCGACAGCAUUUAAAACGUCCUGUUUUGGAUGAACACAAAUUUAAAUUUUUGAACAGUAAGUUGCCAAAUGAGGUCAUCCGCGAUGACCGGCGUGAACCUGUCGUCUCAUUUUGGCUGCAUAAUAUAGGAAGUGAGCCUUUCCGGCUGUCUUUCUAUUCCCUUCACAGUCGAUGUCAGUUUUUUUUGGGAAGGAUUACUCCGCUUUUUGGGUUGUUGCAGUGUAUUUAGCAGCGAAUUCUUGAACACAUUUACGCAGAUAUAUGAG